Molecule: messenger RNA, 1736 nt
Organism: Cyclopterus lumpus (lumpfish)
Lineage: Eukaryota; Metazoa; Chordata; Actinopteri; Perciformes; Cyclopteridae
Product: multiple inositol polyphosphate phosphatase 1-like
Exons: 5
Coding region: 55-1431 (458 amino acids)
Molecular function (GO): inositol phosphate phosphatase activity; acid phosphatase activity
Source: RefSeq, a predicted model, not a curated record
GGUUUGGAAAGGUUUUGGAGACAGCUGCUUUUCAAACCACUUCUUGUGUGCAACAUGUUUCUUUGUAAAUGCACAGCCUUUCCUCUCCUCGUUUUCUCCUGCUGUUUACUUAAGGAUGUGAAUCCUGAGGAAAAUACGGAUGUACCAGCAAUCUCUAAAUAUUUCAACACGAAAGGUAGGUACGAGGAAGUGAAUCCGUAUCUCAUAGAGGACAUACUCGCUGUAAACAGAUCCAUCCUGCAGCCUCCAUCUGCACAAUGUCGCCAAAUACAUCUGACCGCCAUCAUAAGACACGGCACGAGGUACCCGACGAGCAAAAACGUCAAGAAGAUGCAGAAGCUCUACGAGUUGGUCAAGAACAUCGCCCCGGGCAAAGAGAGCUGGCUGCGUGAAAUCCAGACCCAGUGGACCAUGUGGUACACUGAGGACAUGGACGGCCGACUGGUCCAGAAAGGUGUGAACGACCACAGGCAUCUGGCCGUCAGGCUGUCAAAGCUGUUCCCCUCACUGAUUUCUGAGGAGAAGCUCAGAGGUGGAUUCAUCAAAUUCAUAACCAGCUCCAAGCACAGGUGUGUCAACAGCACACUGUCCUUCAAGGCAGGACUGACAGAGCUGUGGGCUAUUACAGAUAUGGAGUUUGACCACGCAGUGAACGAUGCUCUCAUGAGGUUCUUUGACCAGUGCACCAGGUUUGUGCAGGAAGUUGACAAAAACCCUUCAGCUCUGUCAGAGGUGGACAAGUUCAGGCAGGGACCAGAGAUGAGGAGGGUCACGGAGAAGAUCGCAGACCGGCUCAAAGUCCCCUACAGUGACAUCACACAAGAUAUGCCGAAUGCGGCAUUUUACCUGUGUGCUUAUGAAUUUGCAAUCAAGGCAGUGAACUCCCCCUGGUGUCAACUCUUCGAUGAGGAUGACGCAAAGGUCAUGGAUUAUGCAAGUGACCUGAGGGAAUUCUGGACAAGAGGCUAUGGUUAUGAUAUCAACAGAAAGUCGAGCUGCAUUCUCUUCCAUGAUGUGUUUAACCGGCUGAACGAGGCAGCCAACGAGAGCAAGGCUGGGCAGCAGGUGACCCAAGCUGUGACAGUCCAGGUCGGCCAUGCCGACACCCUCCUGCCACUGCUCACCCUCCUGGGCUUCUUCAAGGACAGCGAUGCCCUGACCUCCACCAACUACGCCACGCAGGCCCAGCGCUCCUUCCGCACCAGCCACAUGUUACCCUAUGCAGCUAACUUACUCCUGGUGCUGUACGACUGUGGCGAAGGCGACCUGAGACUGCAACCGCUGCUCAACGAGAAGCCUGUGACCUUCCCCGGUUUGACGAGCCAGUCGGCCUCCGUGCCGCUCUAUCAAGACGUCAAAGAUCACUACAGGGAGCUGCUCCAAGGCUGUGACUUCGAGACUGAGUGUCAGCUGUUCAAGAGCCCUGCUUAAGUCUCAGCAGACAGGCUCGAUCCUGGAAAAGAGGCAUUGCAGUGGCUUUAUUCUCUCUUUUUUUGUUGUUGCUAAACAGAACAAAUAUAAUGCUCCUAGCAUGAAGAUGUUACUGGUUGAAUGGGGAUUUUUCUAAAUGCUUUGCUUUUGAAAAUUAAAAUAUGAAUGCUGUCACAUUUUCAGGAGGCACUUUUGUGUUUUUUGAAACACUGAAUUAAAAAUAAAGAAAUUCCUUAAUGUUUUUGGGGUUUUGCUGACAUGUGUCUUUCUUUCUUUCAAUAAAAAUAACUGUAAUGUAGAAAAUG